Molecule: messenger RNA, 2597 nt
Organism: Notodromas monacha
Lineage: Eukaryota; Metazoa; Arthropoda; Ostracoda; Podocopida; Cyprididae
Source: the annotation of a GenBank genome assembly
CACAUUUUUUUCGUCUUUGGCACCACAGUGGGGCAAAAGUGGGUGGCGUGUGGUUUUUGGUGUCCGAAUGAUGCAAGGAGACAUAAUGUCCAAGUACCACAUCAUGUCGAUGGUGGAGAAGGACGUGAAAGGUUCGGUGAAGUCUGAAUUGGAAGAUGGCUCCUUAUCGGCGAUCGGCGUGCCGAGGAUUCGACUGGAAGAGCAGACAUUGUGGAAAAAGUUCAACACCUUGACGAACGAGAUGAUCGUCACGAAAAACGGCAGGAGAAUGUUCCCAGUUGUCAAAGUUUCCAUUUCUGGCUUGGAUCCCUCGGCCAUGUACUCAGUGCUCCUGGAGUUUGUGCAAAUUGACAAUAAUCGGUGGAAAUACGUGAACGGGGAAUGGGUACCGGGUGGCAAAAGCGAACCACAACCUCAGUGUUCAGUUUACGUGCACCCGGAAAGCCCCAAUUUCGGUGCCCACUGGACCAAGGACCCGGUUUCUUUCGCUAAGGUCAAAUUGACCAACAAGACAAAUGGCUGCGGCCAGAUUGUGCUGAAUUCGUUGCAAAAAUACGAGCCCCGGUUGCACAUAGUCGAGGUGAACAGUGGGGAUCAGCGAUGCAUUUCUUCGCACCCAUUGCCGGAUACACAGUUCAUCGCCGUGACUGCCUACCAGAAUGAAGAGGUGACAGCUUUGAAAAUAAAACACAAUCCGUUUGCAAAGGCAUUUCUGGACACAAAGGAGAGGUCGGAUUCCAUGCCGGGUCGGGACAUGGUCCAAUUUUCUUCUCAGUGUCAAUACACCCCGUGGUUCCUGGGGGUGCCGAGCGCCGGAGGAGCAAUGGGAGGCGGCGGUGGAAGCCCCGGGGUGUCUUCUGGCGGCGCCGGAGUGGCGCCUGGGCACCCGCACCACCACCACCACCACCACCACCCUCACCACCACGCAGCGGUGCACCACCAGGUGGCUGCUGGGCCAGCGGCGCCGGAUCGUGGUUAUCCGAGCCACCACUCUUUGAGAUCCUUUCGCCAUUCGCCGUACCAACCGGCGCCGGUCCGGCGCCACUCGUCCGGCAUGUCGGCGCCCAAUGAUGGAUUAUUUCACACUCAAGACGGGUUGGCAACAGUUGAUGGAAGCAAUAAAUUUCACGGGGUUUCCAAUUUGCUGCAUGAAACUUGGAGUCCCAGUGCGGCUUCUAAUCUAGGAUGGACGACUACUAUGACGUCCAUGACCCAUAACCAGCAUGCGGAGUUUGAAGCGACAUCUACGCGGUCCGAAGAAAACUUUGGAGCGCUCGUUCAAUUGAACCCCCACGCGCUGCAUCCGUUAUUUUUUCGUCUGUUCUAUUAUUUUGUCGGUGUAACUGGAUUGUUUCACACUCAAGACGGGUUGGCAACAGUUGAUGGAAGCAAUAAAUUUCACGGGGUUUCCAAUUUGCUGCAUGAAACUUGGAGUCCCAGUGCGGCUUCUAAUCUAGGAUGGACGACAACUAUGACAUCCAUGACCCAUAACCAGGUGUCCCCUUGUGGACCUAUUUCAUCGCCAAUACCUUAUCAUCAGUGGCAGGGGCUCGAUAUGACUCCACUUGCGAUCUCCACACCACCACCAAGCACCAUUUCUGGUCUGCAGUCUUUUGCGCCGGCUCUAGUGACAUCUGUCGGAUCAGCGACGCACCACGUGAUUGGCUACCAGCCAGCAGCAGCCGGAACUGGACUCAAGCCACCCGAGUCCCCCAUGUACACUUCCGGCUCGUCCCCGGAACCCUUCCCCGCUGCCCCGCCCAUGGACGACGUGCCCCAACAACAACAACAACAACAACUGACCCAUUUGCAAACAACGUCGCCGUUUGCUGCGACGGACGGUGAUUACAGCACGUCUGCCGCCGGCGGUGAUAAUGGCGCCAGAGAGUCGCCGACGUUUGGUCGCGGGUCGCCGACUGUGGCGCCGGUGGCGCCUGACCAACAGCACCACCACCACCAGCAGCAGCAGCAGCAGAGGGACCACUGGAGCCCCAUCAGCCCCCCCGGGUACUCUGUGUGAAAAGGGGAAAUGAAUGAUUUUAAACAGAGCGAAAGACGAGGAGCACAGGGAAAUGUUUUUCUCCCCCUUUUUUGCCUUGCCGAUGAAAGAGAGUGUGCGUGAGUGGAAACAUUCUUUCUGUUUCUGUUUGUUUUUUGAAAAUGUGUCUUUAUUUUUGGGUUACAUCCUAUAGAUGUUAUGAAAAUUUGCAAAAACAAAAACAAAAAAUUCGUUGAUAAAUUGGCAAAAAUGUACGCGGUGGACCAGAGUUGGGACAACUUUCUGAAACUGAUUCCUCCCCCCAAAAUCGAUAAGAAAAGGCAGAAAACUUAUUUUGAUUUUGCAGAAUUUGAGAAUUUUUUUUCUGAAAGAAUAAUUAAGCUUGAUUGGUGUCGAUUGAAUUUAUUUAUAGACAUUGUUUUUUUUCUAAGUAAAGAACUGCCCUAUUUAAAAUUCCCGGUUUAUCCCUGGCCUAUAUUCCAUAAAAGUUGAAUGCGUUUUAAGCCUCCUGAACUCAAAACUUUGUUAUUUUUUAUGUAAUCUUCCAUAGUUUAUAAAUUUCCGUAUAGCUUUUUAUGCUGUAAAACUCGGGAUAAAU